Messenger RNA from Symbiodinium pilosum, 232 nucleotides. NCBI's taxonomy places the organism in Eukaryota, Dinophyceae, Suessiales, Symbiodiniaceae. The record is from the annotation of a GenBank genome assembly.
AUGGAGUACCGGGGCUAUGGACGCUCGGAGAACGGAGGUGGCUUCUCCGAGACUGCCUUCGUGGAAGACGCUGCAGCUGCUUACGAGUGGCUGGUGACGUACGCCGCCUCGGAGAACUCUGUGGUGGAUCCCUCUCGCAUUUUCAUCUUCGGCCGCUCCCUGGGUGGCUGCGUUUCGGUGCGCCUACUGGCGCACUUGCUCGGGGCGCCCGCAGAGCUACGCCAGCCGCGAG